Messenger RNA from Meleagris gallopavo (turkey), 823 nucleotides. NCBI's taxonomy places the organism in Eukaryota, Metazoa, Chordata, Aves, Galliformes, Phasianidae. The record is from RefSeq and is a predicted model, not a curated record.
AUGACUUUCCACAGGGAAUUCUACAACAACGAACACUACUCACCCUUCUGCCAGGAAGACCUGCACGGUUUCUGGGACCUGAAUGACCACCGAUUCAGGCACCCAUACGGCCACCACUGGGGCCACCACCAUGAUUACAACCAACAUUGGAGCCCUUAUGGCUACAACAGAGGUUUUGGGAGCCUGUAUGGGAACAGGAGCUUGAGUGCUCAUGGGGGUUAUUACGGGCAUGGGGACUUCUUUGGUUUUGGGCACCGCCACCCCUUCUUUUCUCAUCAUGGCCACAGAUACUGGUAUUGAAGCUGCUAUCCAUGCUAAACCAGCAAAAAGGCAGUCGAGAAAUGAGACAGAUCCUUUGCUAAGUUCAUGGUGCUGAGAAACGCUGGGCACCCACACCUCUGGCUGUGUUCAGUGAGACGUGGGUGCCAGGCUGCAUUAACACUACCCUAUAUGUAACUCUCUAAUAUUUCUAUCACUCUAAAGGGCAAUUUGAAUUAGAGCAAGUAUUGAGACAACCUUACACCUUGCUGAAUGUCUUGCUUUACUCCACUAGGUGGGUUAGAAAAUUUCCUUUUAAAUUAAUUUACAGCCGCUUUGUGUUGCUAUAGUGAUAUAUAUGGUUCUAUGUCAAUGAGAAUCAGACUUUAACUGCUAUGAAGAAGUCCACUUUGCUCAACUACGAACUUCUCCAAAGACAACAUGGAAAGAAGCUCCUGUUACGCUGUGCCUCAUACGGUAGUGGUCAGAAUUUAUGAGCAACUCUGAGCAAGAAACAUGCCUGGACUGACAAAUUCCACAAAGAGAAAUCAUCAUCUGGCAUCAG